AAUACUUGAACCAAGUCCAUGUAUUAUUAUGUUCCUCUGAUGUGAGUGUGUUGUUGGUUUUACUGCAGGGAGAAGAAGAUCAGUGCCCUGAUCUCCAUCAGGUCUCUGGCUCAGCACCACUCUGAAGUGCUGCUUCCCAGGCUGCAUGACGUCUGCCUGGCUGUCAAUCAAGAGGUGAAGCACCUGCGCUCAGUGGUAUCCCAUGCUGCCAUGGUGACGCUGGCCCACCUGUUUGCUCACCUGGGGCAGGACAUGGACGCAGAGGCUGAGGGCGCAGCCCGGACACUGCUGCCAAAGGCUGGAGAGUCUAACAGCUUCACGAAGGAUAUGGACCUGGCCCUGGGGUACAUGGUGUAUAAUGUCACCCCCACCCGCAGCAUGAAUGCUCUCAUCAACGGAGGACUCAGCCACAAACAUACAGCUGUGAGGAAGAGCACUGCACGUCACUUUGAGAAAGUGACGGAGGUCAUGGGGGCAGCUUAUCUCCUGUCCGGAAAAAAUAACCUGACGGCUCGCUUCAUCCAUGUUGCCAGCUGCCUGGCCCUUGACAAUACACUGGAAGUCAGGAAUCAGGCCCGUAACAUUCUGUCUGUGGUGGCCUCCCAUCCUGACCUCAUCAAGAUGGUGGAGAGGUUCGCCCCACUGAGUGAUCAAAUCCGUGUCAAGGACUUUAUUAACAAAUGCCAGAAAAGACCUUUGCGUUGAACUUCAGAGCCAGCCAUAACGAGACCGCACCCACGGGAUCACAGACACACCCAUACACACAACACAACUAUGUGUUACAAAACACACACACACACACACACACACACACACAGGACAGUGCUGUAGAGACACUAUUGUACAUCCUAUUCACACAUAAAAAAAAACAACAA
Sardina pilchardus (European sardine) is the source of this 875-nucleotide messenger RNA. Its product is annotated as TOG array regulator of axonemal microtubules protein 1-like. The coding region runs from base 211 to 705 and encodes 164 amino acids. The transcript is spliced from 5 exons. Gene Ontology annotation, cellular component: cytoplasmic microtubule; cilium. Gene Ontology annotation, molecular function: microtubule binding. NCBI's taxonomy places the organism in Eukaryota, Metazoa, Chordata, Actinopteri, Clupeiformes, Clupeidae. The record is from RefSeq and is a predicted model, not a curated record. Gene Ontology annotation, biological process: microtubule cytoskeleton organization.